ACUGAUAAAUUUUUGGUUUUGCUAUCAGGGUUUUUUUUUUGUUUUCAUUUCUCUGAUGUAUUUAAUAAUAAAUUUGUGUUUUAUAUGGAAUGCCAUUUGCAUUUUUUAUACCACCGUUUAUUUACGAUCUCGUCACGGGAAUGGAAUAAGGUGUAUCCUAUGGCCUGACCCGGUCGUAAGCUUCUUCCAAACCAAAUAGUGUAUACAUACAUAUGUAGAUAUGGCAAAUGGUAAUGUUUAAACUCAACAAAAUAAAAUCUCUAAUUCAAAAUCCACCACAGUGAACUCAAAGUUGUACCUGUCACUCAAAAAGGACAAACUUUUCUUUUAAGAUUAUGAGUUUUGCAAUCAAGCACAUUAUUAGUCAUGAAAAAAUAAAAUAUUUCAAUGGAUCGAAUUGAAAAAUGGAUAGUGAAAUGAUAUUAGACUUUAGCGAUUAUAGCACGGCAUAUGAGCGCAUUUUGAAUAAAUGGACUGAACACUCUAACGCAAACCCAAACGAUUUCGCAGACUUGUAUGGCCCAUUUUCUAAACAGCUGUGCGAGCGCUACCGUACCACUAUGAGUUCGGUCAUGUCUUUUUGGGAUCUCAAUGAUGGUUGUUUAUAUAAAAUUCUCAAAUAUGCCUGCAAACAUGUAAUACUAGACUCGUUUGAAUUAAUGGAAGAAAAUCAUUGGAGCAUGACUUGCCCACAAUUCAAGGAGUUUUAUGAUCAAAUGUGGUUAAAAGAUAAGUUGCAGAAGAUUGCCACGAUGAAAAUCAUUUUAUUAAAUGAUCAUAAAAAGAUACUACAUCAAAUAAUACAGCGUAAUAUUAAUAUUGUUGAAGUACGUGGUGAACGUUUGACCAACUCAGACCUUAGUGCAAUUGAUUUGUUUCCGGCUAUAAAACGAUUGGCAUUACGAAACUGUCGGCUCACAGGAAAAUAUAUAAAUGAGCUCACCGACUUGGAGGAACUGGACUUGGAAGACAUCGAGGGUUUGCUACCGAAAAAUCUGAGUCUAAUCUUUAAAAACAAUGAACUACGCGUUUUGAAAUUAUUGGGUGUUCCGGGAGCGUUUACCGAACACUUAGCCUAUGAAAUCAGUCAAAAUUUGCUUAAACAGGAAGGAGAAGAUGUACAACAGCUAGAGGAAUUAGCUUUAAGUUCGGAUGAGAUAGAAGGUUGCCAAGCGCUCGGUUGUUUGCGAUAUUUAAGGAACUUAAAAAUAUAUAUAAAAGACGACUGGUCUACAAAAUUUGAAUUUCAAAAGUGCGUACAUUUUUUCAACGCAUUAAGUAAUAACAUUAACUUGAAGGAAUUGCACAUCCUCUAUGGGAUUCUGACUCAAGAUGAUUUUGAAAUUUUAGCGAUGUUGAGAAAUUUAAAAAAAUUAUAUAUUUUUUCAACAGAUAAAAUUCACUUGAUAGACUUUUGUCGAUUUUUCCAUUUAACGGAGUUACAUAUUUCCUUCACAGCUGUAGAUAUGGAAGAAUUUAUGGAGAUUCUCCGCGGUUACCCGCAAUUAACCGCAUUUACAUUAUAUACGAUCUUUGAUUUAACAGAUGACAAAUUUUCUGAAGCCAUCGAGAUAAUAAAGAAACAAAAUCGAGAUAAAUUACCAGUGACAGUGAUAGUAUAUGACUAUGAGGGAUUAAGUGAGUUCGUGAGAAAACAUACAGAUUUUUUAGCUUUUGAAGAUGAUCGUUUGGCCUUCUCAAUAGUCAGUAGUCUAGAAUAUGUUUUGUGAUUAAAUCAAACCUACGAAAGGCUAUAGAUGACAACAAACGAAUUAACCGAUUAAUAAUUCACUUAAUCGCAACAUAUUAUUCAAUACAAUUAAUUAAUAUUAUUCAAUAAUUAACAUAAGAAGAUGAAUACAAAAGAGACAUUUACAAAGCUGUCAACAAUAGCCAAUUUUUUCCAAAUCUCAGGACACAUAGGAAUGCGCGCAUGAAGGUAAUUUGGAAAUGCUAAAGAGGCAAUCGGCAAGACUCAGUACUAUUUUGAAGCAAAAGACACAUCGUACUGUAUAACGAAAAACAGGAAGAUCGAUAUAACUAAUCGGUUUGUCGGUGUCGUUGUCAAUUGUAUUGAAUAAUAAUAUCGCAUGUUAAUGGAUUUUUAGAUUAUGGUAAUCAUUUAGAUUAUGUAUACGAAUAUUUCAUCAAGCAUUGUAGUUGCACGUGCAAAGGCAGAAAUAUAUGUAAAACGACUGAAUUAAUGCGAGAAUGAAUAAAAAGAAAUGCUUUGAAGAAAAAUAUACAAAGUCACACAGAGAAUGUAAAACAUUCUCUGAGCCACAUAUGCGUGAUCUUGUACCAUAAGAACCAUUUUUUCAGAAAAA
Molecule: messenger RNA, 2327 nt
Organism: Zeugodacus cucurbitae (melon fly)
Lineage: Eukaryota; Metazoa; Arthropoda; Insecta; Diptera; Tephritidae
Exons: 5
Coding region: 405-1730 (441 amino acids)
Source: RefSeq, a predicted model, not a curated record